AACUCUCUUUUUCUAUGGCUCUGAGGGCCACCGCCUAGCCAGGGACUUUCAGAGCCAUUACCAGUUUCUAAUUUUCCAACUCCUCCCAUUUAAUAAGAUGGACAACAUGUCUCCCGUUUCCAUAGUAGACUACUAACUCGAAAAAAAGGACAAAAUAAAGACGACGAACAUCUCAUUGAAGUUGCGUUUGCAGACUCGGUGUUAAUAGAUACAAACUUGGAGUUAAUGUGACACAUUUAAAUGAGAUGUCGAAGUUUUUGAAUAAAUGGAAAACUACUUUCAUUUUCAGAUCCUGUUGCUCUUUCUAAACAUUGGACUCUGUAUAGCUUGUGGUCGAGCAGAGUACCAGUUGGGGGAGGAGUGCUGUCCCUUGUGUGCCUCAGGAAACAGCGUUCAUAAACAUUGUACUGAAUUCACAAGCACUUCCUGCAUUCCUUGUACUGGCUCUACUUUCAUUGACCGGCCCAAUGGACUUACAAGCUGCUUUCCAUGUAGAAACUGUGAUCAAGUUUCAGGUUUGAAGGUAAAGCAGAGUUGCACACCCACAUCAAAUGCUGUUUGUGAACCACUUGAGGGAUACUUUUGUGCACAGCUAUAUAACCAAGGUUGUAAAGCUGCCAAGGAACACAGCAGAUGUAAACCGGGACAAUACAUCAGUCAGCAAGCAACAUCCUCUAAAGACACUGAAUGCUCAGACUGCACCGGUGAUACUUUUUCCGAUGGAUCAUUGACAUCCUGCCAACCACACACAAAGUGUGAAUCAUUGGACAAGGUCCAAGUUAUUCCUGGUGAUCAUUCGUCUGAUAGUACUUGUGAAACAACGAAGUCUGGAGUUGGAGUUCUAAUAGGCAUUAUGAUGGGCAUUGCCAUGAUUGCAUCCUUUCUUAUUGGUUGCAAUGCUGUAUGUAGAAAAACACAACGAAUAAGCAGAGCUAUCAAUGAAUCCCUUCACUGCCAUAAACACCCAUUCCUGUUUGACCAGGCAUUACAACAGCCCUCAUUUACAGAGAAGGAACAGGAAUCAACUGACACAUCACUGCUGCCGCCAGUUCAGGACACAAGUGUGUAAGGCUGGGUGUCACCCUGCUCCCCUACCUCUCAUAUGCUCAAAUCUGGAGGGUCCACAUUCCUUUACAUUUAUUCAUUUAUCGCUUGCUUUUAUUCAAAACAACUUCCGAGAGAGAGCUUUACAAAAGUGCAUAGGUCAAUAAUAAUAAACAACGAGAUAGCCUCAAAAACAUUGCGGGUAGCCAAAACAUGAAGCAUACAUUGUGCAUUAAGCAAAUAAGUGCCAAUAGGAAGAAACAUAAGAGCAAGUAGUAAACAAGUUAAAAUUAAACAACAUUAAUCUCAAAAUGGUUUUAAGGGCUUUCACAUCUCAUUGUGUAACUUACUGUUGCAUUGCUAGUCAUAUGUUGAUAAAGGUCAAGAUGUGGUGUGAUUGGUUGUUCUUGGGUAUAAAAGGAAUUGUGAAUCAUUGUUUUGUGGAUUCUUGAUCUCCUGAGACCUUCUCCUCAGCUCUGGCUUGUACUCAUUUUCCUUGCUCACUUCUUGCUUUUUCUCUUUGAUUUCUCCCCCGAUUUUAGGGGGGGACGAAUACAUUUUUAAAUAACAAUUUCGGACAGCGUGCGUGGUUGCCUGUCGUAGCGUAGCAGAUUUAUCUUUUUACAUGAAUAUAUUGGGGGGGGGGGACAUUUUGACCAGAUUUGACAAUUGGGGGAGGAUGUGUCCCCCCCAAUAUGUAUUAUGAUUACGGCCUUGUAUUGUGUGAAAGAAAUGUUGGGCCUAUGUUCAAUGAAUGUGUUUUUAGAUAAGUUUACAGUUGGUUAAGAAGCUUGAUACAAUGAAUGUUGAUUCAACUCCAUUUGGCAGAGAUGUCACCUGUAGUUUUUAUGACACCUAACUAGGAGUCGUGAAGUCUAGAGACUUGUUAAAGGUAUUGAAAAAACUGUCAUA
Molecule: messenger RNA, 1956 nt
Organism: Hypomesus transpacificus
Lineage: Eukaryota; Metazoa; Chordata; Actinopteri; Osmeriformes; Osmeridae
Product: tumor necrosis factor receptor superfamily member 14-like
Exons: 10
Coding region: 266-1069 (267 amino acids)
Biological process (GO): defense response to Gram-negative bacterium; positive regulation of peptidyl-tyrosine phosphorylation; positive regulation of cytokine production involved in immune response
Cellular component (GO): external side of plasma membrane
Molecular function (GO): protein binding
Source: RefSeq, a predicted model, not a curated record